GUUUCUAUUUUUAGAAACAAUAUUUGCCGGAAUGUUCGUUUACGCCGUAUUGUCCAGUUCAGUCGAGUACCAAAUUUAUGGGUGACAGGGAUGGUCGAGUCAGUGUUCGAGUUCGCAUGAUUGCAGCAGGACCAAUAGUGAUGUGGUACAUUUAUGUAGCUGGUUGGGAAAUUGGUGAUGAAUUCCUCCCUUCCCUCAAGUGUCCACAAUUCUGUAGCUAAUACAAUCACUAUAAACACAACACAAAUCGACUCGGGCAUGAUCAGUGAUGGGAUAAGUGAGCCAAGCUCACCAGACAGCACAUUUGAUGCAUCAGAACUGAUUGGACCUGGUAUAUCCCGCAUAUCUGAUGAUGUUACUUCGCAGUUAGAGGCUGCAGGUCCUGUUGGUAUUGCCGCAGCAGCUGCAAUUAACUCUGGCCGCCACAGAAAGCGCAAUCACAUGUUUGAAACAAACCCAUCAGUCAGAAAAAGACAGCAGACAAGACUGUUAAGGAAAUUGAAGGCAUGCAUAGAAGAAUAUACAACAAGAGUUGGUCAGCAGGCAGUAGUGUUAUGUUGUACACCUUCCAAAUCCACAAGCCUCAAUUCUUACAAAGUGUUUGGCUCCCAGCCAUUAGAAAAUGUAAUGAAGAAUUGCAAGACAGCAAUAAUGCAGGAUCUAGACGAAGCUCUGGCAGAACAAGCCCCACCCAACAGUGAGGUAUCAUUAACAUAUGACCUUCCUGCACUUACUUUGGAUGGUAUCCCAACUCCAGUAGAUAAAAUGACACAGGCACAGUUACGUACAUUCAUACCUGAGAUGUUGAAGUAUUCUACUGGUCGUAGUAAGCCAGGCUGGGGCAAGAAUGAAUGUCGACCCACUUGGUGGCCUAAUGAUGUACCGUGGGCAAAUGUCCGUAGUGAUGUACGUACAGAAGAAGAAAAAAAGAGGGUAUCCUGGACAGAAGCUUUGAGAGCGAUUGUGAAAAACUGUUACAAACAUCAUGGCCGUGAAGAUCUGUUGAAUAUAUUUGGUGAAGGAGGGGGUGGAGCCGAGACACAGCCAGCCUUCCUUGGAACCAUGGUACAGACCAUCAAUAAUCCUGACGGAACGGUUUCCAUCAUACAGAUAGAUACAGGGCCUAACAGUGUGGUUACCCUCCCUGACGGAACACAAGCAACUGUUGUACACUCUAUGACAGCUAUCCCUCAAGAAAAUAUCAAUCAUGUUAGUCAAGACGCAGCUGGUGGCUUACAGGCUAUAGAAACCACAUUGGCCACUCAACAAGCAACUGAAGUUCAAGCCAAUCAGGUCGGGGUUGAGAUGCCAGGUGGCACACCUUUAACAAUCAGUGGAGGACGUCUUGUCUUGGCAAAUGGAGAAACUGCACCUCUAACAACUGAUCCAGCCACUGGAAUGAUGACAAUACCUGUAUCAAUUUAUCAAAGUCUGAUGGCGUCCCAGCAACAAGGCACAUUAGAUCUUGGUUCUACAGGUCAGGUGAUUUUCACGCAGGCUGCCACGACCCAGCAGGUCCAGCAACCACAGAUCAUCACACAGCAGCAACUGGAACAGCUCCAGCAGCAGACGUCCCUACAGCAGCACCUAGAAGGUCACCAGGGUAUUGUACAAGAAACAGAUCCUUUAGGUGUUCAGCUAGCACAGCAACAGAUACAAGCCGCUGGUGGUGACAGUGUAGCCGGCUUGAUCACAGCAGGAACUGUCGUCCAAAAAACUGAUCCAUCUUAGUUUUUAAUCUAGGUUUUACUUGUCACAUUUUUGUAUAGAUUUAUAACAGCCAAAGUGUUCAAGCCUGAAAGGGCUGAGGGGAUAUAGAUAAGCCUUUGAUGGGCAGUUUUUACAUCUAUACCAGGAAUGGUUCACUGAUUGUAGAUUUGGAUAGGAAUAUCCAGCUAAAGGCUGUGACAAGGAUCUGCCGAAUUACCAAAAAAACUGUUGUUCAAGAGCCAGAUAUUUAUAUUCUUGCAUACUUUGUUAUACAAAUCCUAGAAGAAAUGAAGUAAGGCAACUGUUGUGUUGAAGUUGAUGGCAUUCCAUUUAAAUUUGUAUAGUGGUAGCAUUGGCCUAAUUCUGUUAAUAUAUAAAAGUGGGUUGUUUUUGUAAAUCGUUCUAAAUUAGGAAAAUGAGGGUAUGACAAAGGUAAUGAGAUUCACUAUAUAUUUAUUCCCUUGAUUGAUUUUUAUCAUUGUUGGGCUUCAACAUAAACAUGUAAAUAUUGGUUAGUAAACAAUUGUAUUCUGUA
Messenger RNA from Mercenaria mercenaria, 2245 nucleotides. Its product is annotated as DNA-binding protein P3A2-like. Gene Ontology annotation, biological process: regulation of transcription by RNA polymerase II. Lineage: Eukaryota; Metazoa; Mollusca; Bivalvia; Venerida; Veneridae. The record is from RefSeq and is a predicted model, not a curated record. The transcript is spliced from 9 exons. Gene Ontology annotation, cellular component: nucleus. Gene Ontology annotation, molecular function: RNA polymerase II cis-regulatory region sequence-specific DNA binding; DNA-binding transcription factor activity, RNA polymerase II-specific. Bases 178 to 1731 code for a protein of 517 amino acids.